Molecule: messenger RNA, 1493 nt
Organism: Neurospora hispaniola
Lineage: Eukaryota; Fungi; Ascomycota; Sordariomycetes; Sordariales; Sordariaceae
Exons: 3
Coding region: 104-1372 (422 amino acids)
Source: RefSeq, a predicted model, not a curated record
CUUAAAGCCCCUUCAAUAACCGGUUCGUUAUAUUCGUCCCUUUUCCACUUCUCCUCCUUCAAGAAACGUAACAUUUCGACAGCAGCAACUGUGCCUAUCCAUCAUGGACGCGACCUUCAUCCGCUGCUGGCGGGUUACGGAGGACGCCAAUAACCCAUUUGUUUACUACAAUAUCACGAAAGAUCAGUGGAACUGUGCAGAGCACUCUGGGACAUGUGAUUCAUGCCCUAGACUCCAGGCUGACCCUGACAUUGCUGGCCUUGGUGUAAUCGCUGCUUUCCUGGUCUCCGCUAGCCUUACAGCAUUGCUGGGCAUUAUCUUUGCCUUACUAACACCUGUCGACCACUCUGGAAGAGGGGAGACCAACGACUAUCGAACUCUAGACAAUGUACUGGCUUCGUUUCUCAACGAGCCCAUUGUGAGACUCCUCGGCGAAAAGCACACGGGAAAAAUGUCAAAAGUUAUCUACGAUAUGGUUAUGUGUCUAGGUGAUCAGCAACCUGUUGUCGCGCUUGCCCUUCUCGUCGCAACCUUGAAACAACUCCAUGUCGAUAAGAGCCUCAGCGUCUUUCACUUGCAGUUGCUCGUGAACCUGGUAUUCGUCAGCACAACCGCCUUCAGCUACACAAUCAUAUCCUGGCGUGUUAUGCGGGAAAGGGGGUUCUACGGCAAUGAUACACCCCCGGAGAACCACAAUACACCCUCGGACAAUAACCAAGAUAGCCCCCAAUCUUUCUGGUGGCGUCUGCGAGAUCAAUUACCGAUGGCGAUGAGGGCUUUUGUCGUAUUCACCCUUUGCAUCUUACUUGUAUACACCGGCUGGAUCACAUCAAAAACGUAUGGCCUUGACAUGAACUGCCCGGCGUUGUGUUACCAGGGUGUUGCGAUAUUCCGGCCUGACCACACGUACCCGUUGGGAGACAAUUGGAUCUGGCUCAUCAAGGUAUGGACGUAUAUUUCCGGAUCCGUGCUUGUCAGUUGGCUUUCGGUGUCCUCCAUCUAUCCUUCUUACGGCGUACUCCCUACGAUCUACCGUUUGCAUGCCGAAGCCCAAAACAAGGGUUCGGCAUGUACCGUCUGGAUCUGGAGACAGAUUUAUGCCGCCUACCUAUCUCUAGCGGCAAUAUCGUUUUAUUUUGUCGUCUUCCUCGUCCACACAUUGAAUAUCUGGGGAGGGAGAACCCGUUCAGACUUUGCGGAGGAUAUCAAGGAUGAAAUGAGCAUGGGGUUUGGGCAGAUCGUGCCCCUCUUUCUUCUCAUACAGCCUCUUCUACAAUUCCUUGAUUCCAUCAGAGAGCAUUAUAGGGAAAACGAGCAGCAACCCGAGGAGGAAGCGGCAUCUGAGAACGUUACCAUCAACAAUGAAGUAUGAGUCUAGACAUCACGAAGCCCACCCCCACCUCCACCCCCUCCCCCUUGAAAUAAAGCUUAUCCGAGGGUUAUCAGGAUUGGACUUUGACUGAGAAAAGGUUUUUUUUUUUAUUUUUAUUUUU